AUGUCAAAUGUUGAGCUGUGUGAUGGAAGCUUCGUGUUGACCAUUUACAAGCCCUCACAAUACGACUUCCUCAGCCUCCUGUCUUUACUUUUUCCCAUCAAAAUUCAAAUUCCCACCUCACAGUUUCCCAUUUCUCUCUUCAUCUCUCCCAACUCCACCACACCCAUGGAUGAUUUCAAAUCAAAGUCAUACAACUACAGUGAUCGAGACAUGCAAUUAGAGAGAUACAAUGGUGGAUUUGGCUCAAAAAUGCCCGAUUUCGAACACCACCCACCCCGCGAUUUCAGAUCUUACAGCGUUUCAUAUGCCUCUUCCUACAAAAUCCCACAAACGAACAUGGAUAUCGUUGUUUCAGGCGCUGGAAAUGAUUUCAAGCUGAAGAAAGGGAAAUCCACAAAUGGAUCCGCUACAAAAUCAUGGAGUUUUAGUGAUCCUGAGUUUCAGAGGAAGAAGAGGGUUGCAGGAUACAAAGUCUACUCUGUUGAAGGAAAACUCAAAGGGUCCUUUAGGAAGAGCUUCAGAUGGCUUAAAGAUAAGUAUACCCAUGUUGUUUAUGGGUAA
Lactuca virosa is the source of this 561-nucleotide messenger RNA. NCBI's taxonomy places the organism in Eukaryota, Viridiplantae, Streptophyta, Magnoliopsida, Asterales, Asteraceae. The record is from the annotation of a GenBank genome assembly.